AUGCCUGUCACGUCUCAAAUUGCCCUGACCCUGGGCCUCUUCCUGGGUGCUUCUGCUGCCCCGAACUCUAUUGAGGCGCCCACUGGUGCUGAUAAACUCACCGUUGCUCUCCUCGGAGAUUAUGGAUGGACUGGUUGGCAGCCUCUGCCUCUGGACUUUUGCGACAAUGUCUUGCCUAAGCUCAAGGCCGACGGUGUCGAUAUCCCUCGCCAGAUCCAGAACGAUUGCGAUGCUGGUGACCGCGAUGCUCUCUCCAAUGCUACUAUCGAAGAGACCAAGACUGCCCAGUAUAUCGAGGAGGUGUGUCUCAUGAAGAACUGCUCGGCCUUCGUGUCCGUCGGCGACAACUUUUACGAUAGCGGUGUCGACUUUACUUCGACCGGUAUUCAGCGCUUCUACGAGGGCUGGCGUGAUAUGUAUGUGGGUGAGGCCUUUGAUGGCAAGCCCUGGUACCAGGCUAUUGGUAACCAUGACGUUGUUGUUGGCAAAGCUGGUGUUGAAUUCCAAACUCAUAUCGCCCCCUUGAUGGAUGAUCGCUGGUUCUUCGGACACGAUAAGCUGCCUUACUAUACCUACGAUCUAAAGGGCUCCGACUGGACUGCCACCUUCGCUGUUGUCGAUUCGGAUUGCUUUAUCAACGAUUACCAGAAGAAUACCUCCGUCUAUAACACCGACUACGUCAUCGAGUGCCAUAAGCACACCCAGAAGCAGGUUGAAUUCCUGCGCAAGUCCUUCGCCGAUUCUAACGCCACCUGGAAGAUCUUGCAGAUCCACCACGGCUAUAUCUCUUCCUCGGGUAACUAUACUGAGCUGGCCCCCCUGAUCAAUAUUGUCCGCGAGAACAACGGCGUCGUCAUCAAUGGUCACGACCACUGUAUGGCUCACUACCAGUAUCAGGGCUUAGACUUUGUACUCACUGGUGGUGCUGGUUACGCCCAGGCUGGCGACUGCAACUUUGGCGUGCCUCUUGGUCCUUUCGCCAAGUGGCUCGGUGCGAACGCCCAGCAAGCUGCUAACGGCUUCGUCACUCUCGAUAUUACCUCCGAGUCCCUGCAAUUCGAGUACUACGCUCGUGACAUGCAGCUAAAAGGUACUGAUUACUACCCUGUGCCCAACGACAUGAAGCCUUCGUAUAGCUUCACCGUCACUGAGCACGCCACUAAGGGCAAGAACUAG
Penicillium canariense is the source of this 1176-nucleotide messenger RNA. RefSeq lists its product as uncharacterized. Gene Ontology annotation, molecular function: ferric iron binding; ferrous iron binding; acid phosphatase activity. The record is from RefSeq and is a predicted model, not a curated record. Bases 1 to 1176 code for a protein of 391 amino acids. The transcript is spliced from 3 exons. Lineage: Eukaryota; Fungi; Ascomycota; Eurotiomycetes; Eurotiales; Aspergillaceae.